This is a messenger RNA of Fraxinus pennsylvanica, 498 nucleotides long. NCBI's taxonomy places the organism in Eukaryota, Viridiplantae, Streptophyta, Magnoliopsida, Lamiales, Oleaceae. The record is from the annotation of a GenBank genome assembly.
AUGGCUAAAAGCAUUGGUCUCAAUUCCUCUUCAAUUCCAAUCCCAUAUUCUUCUUGUGGACCAUCAUCCAAUGCAAAUCGCAGGCGUCCCAAUUUCUUAAAGCUGCGUGCUUCCUACUUUGAUUACCCUCUGGCUAGCAAAAUUAUCGUUAAAAAUGUACCAUUGUCCACUAGUGAAAGUAGUUUGCAGAAGGAAUUUUCGAAAUUUGGGCAGAUAGCUGAAGUUAAACUUGUGAAGGAUGAAGCUACAAAGAAGUCGAAAGGAUUUGCUUUUAUUCAAUAUGCUUCACAAGAAGAUGCAAUGCUAGCUCUAGAAAGCAUGGAUCACAAGUACUUUGAUGGCAGGGUACUAUAUGUUGAACUCGCAAAGCCUAGAAAGAAAGAUUUUGGCGGGUACCCUAAAACCUCUGGUCCUCCUCAACAACAAAGUGAGUGCCUCUAUCAGAUGUAUAAGUUUCCCCUUAGAGUCUUGUUUGUGAAGAUCGUUGUACCUUCUUGA